Molecule: messenger RNA, 4288 nt
Organism: Tilletiaria anomala UBC 951
Lineage: Eukaryota; Fungi; Basidiomycota; Exobasidiomycetes; Georgefischeriales; Tilletiariaceae
Product: SAPS-domain-containing protein
Exons: 12
Coding region: 367-3870 (1167 amino acids)
Cellular component (GO): nucleus; cytosol
Molecular function (GO): protein phosphatase regulator activity; protein phosphatase binding
Source: RefSeq, a predicted model, not a curated record
CCUUAACACUACAAAGACAUAGGGGAGCGACUCGCAGAGAAGUCGUGCGAGAGAGAAGAGUUGAGUUCUCUUAAGCGGAACGCGCCGACAUCAAAACCUCAUGCGUUUAUAUCGAUGACAAGUCUUGAGAUAUAUACGUCUACAAUCCUAGAAGGCAAACACAGCGUACGCCUGAUUUUCAUGCAACGGCUGGCCCAUUGAUACUGUUCUGAUAAAUAUCGGGCAGUGGCAGCAAAUGAGACGAACCGAAUCGACUGGCAAUACUCAAGCUUCAAGAAUGGGCCGCUAGGUCGACCAGCAAAUCGCAGGAGGUGCUACGUGAAGACCCUGUGUGCCAGCUUCCUGGGCUGGACAAUCGGCGGCACGAUGUUCUGGAAAUUCGGGUUCGCAGCCAACUCUUCGAUCGAUACCAUCCUCGAUCGGCCCAACGUGUCCUUAGAGGAUAUUCUUGACGAGGACGAUUUAUUGCAAGAAUGUAAAUCCCAGAAUACAAAGCUCAUAAGCUUUCUCCAACAACCCCGCAUUCUCAAGCGACUCUUGGAGCAUGUCGUAGGUGAUGCGGACGUGGGCGGGGGCCAAGGGCCUGAAUGGGAGGAGAAAGUGAAAUUCAAGUACCCGUACAUCGCGUCCGAAGUCCUUUCAUGUGAUAUCUGGGCAAUCGCUGAGGGCCUGUUGGCGGAUCCGAAAGGACUUCUUGAGCCUUUCUGGGAUGUAAUUCUGACAUACGACGCCGAUUCGCCAUCGGCGCCCACGCCUCACCAUUCGCAUCCUCUCUUCGCUGCGUCUUUCAAGCUUCCGGCUCACCUUGAUGAAAGCGCUUCAGUUCCAACGAGCACUCCGCAUGCUUCACUCGGCCGGACAGCAUCGGACAGUGCCGAGCCAGGCCCCGGAAAGAGUGUGCUGGCUGGCUACUGGGCCAAAGUGAACGGCUUUUUAUUGGACAAGAAGGCAUCCGAGAUGCUCGAAUUCAUCAAGUCCUUACCAAUGAUCACGGAGCGUUUUGCUGCUCAUAUUGAGACGCCUGCGGUGAUAGACUUGCUCUAUCGGAUCAUCCAGUGCGAAGACACCAGCCCUUCAGCCGGAAUUAUCGACUGGCUAGCCGAUCAUCAUCUGGUUCUCCUGCUGGUCGACUUGCUGUCCCCCUCUCAUUCGCCCAAUAUUCACAACAACACUUCGGAGUUGCUCAAGGCGGUGAUUGCGCUAUCUGCGCCAUCGCCUUCUACUCUCGCGCAGAAUGCAGAUCCGUCAGCCCCGGGCUUUGACAGCAGCAUGUCAAGCGCGACGGGGGUGGCCAACAAUCGCAUUGUUCGAGACCUUGCAGGGGAAGAUGUUGUCCGCAAAAUGGUCACAUUCAUGUUAGAUUCGGCAGAUUCGGCAGUUGAUGAGCCGCAGAUACCCAGCUCGGAAACUCCGGCCCCUGUUCGAGCAUCGAGCACAGAAGAGGAGGCGCCAAUGCCACUUAAUCCAAGAGACAGCCCUGCUUCGGAAUCAAGAGUACUGGAACCCACAGAUCCACGCCGCAGUCCACGCCCCUCGCCAGACUCACACCGUCAAGACAAAAGCAAGGCGAAAGCACCGGAGGUCGCCAUCACGCAGGAGACGCGCACAUCCUCACUCGUUACGUGCAUCAGCAUCUUCAUAGAGCUCAUUCGUAAGAACAAUAGCGACUACUUUGAGCAGCAUCUCUUCCACACCCUCCGGUCACACCUACUACAACGACAACAAGAGUUGUCGGAGCAGCGCACAAACAAGGUCUCUCGCGUUCUCGAACAGAGUGGCACUCAAGAGCCACCACCGGACAUGAAUGAGGAGGAUGACGAGAUGGAAGGGAUGGAGGAGGCAAUGGCGGAAGUUUCGGAGAAGUUGGGCAUUGUGCAUCUCGGCCCCAUGCUAGGGAUAAUCAGCGAAAGGUUGCCAGAUUUCCAAAAACUGCUCACGCAGCCGAGUGAAUCAACCGCAAAGCUCGCCAUGACGAUCGGCCCCAUCACGCCUCUGUCUUUCGAACGCUACCGCAUCACUGAGCUUUACGCAGAGCUACUGCACUGCUCCAACAUGGCGCUGCUGAAUAGAGCGCCGGGAUCAGGGCCACAGUACUCCAAACAGGGCACUCUGAUGGGCGGCAUCGAUGGUCUUCAGGUGCUUGCUAAAGCGCUUCAAGGAUUGGAUGGAAACGAUGGCGAUGACGACGCCAGCUCCACGGGCGUUGGGCAUGGACAGGAUCCCAGCGGCCCCGUCAGCAUGCAUCAGUCAUCAACUCCGCUUGAGCAAGGGACGGAAGCAUCAAAGGAUGCCGAAGCCGACGCUCCGAUGCGGAGGUCACGUCACCUUCGCGAGGAGUCGAAGGUCGGCACCAGCGAUUCGGGCGAAUUCAUGGGCGAUGAGAGUACCGAUACUGCUGAUGCAAGCUUCACUGCCGUGACGGGCGAGAACUCUUCAUUUACGCUUGGCAUAGUCGAUGCCUCUCCGCCAUCGGCCGAUGACGACACCACUGCGGAAGUUACCGACGGCGUUAUACAGCUCAGUCUCCAUCAGCGCGCGCAGCACCUGUCUAAUGGCGCCGUGCAUAUAGAGGCUCCGAACGAAUCAGACUUGUUCGUUGGAGAGCUGCUCAAAAAGCGCUUCCAUGAGUGCAGCGUAAUUCCAUCUAUCCUUCAACUCUUCUUUGAUCACCAUUGGAACAACUUUCUGCACAACGUCGUUUACGACAUUCUACAACAAUUCUUCAACGGGCGAAUGAAUGGAGGGUAUAAUGAGCGGCUGACGAUCUCAGUGUUCGCAGAGGGUGAGCUUUGCAAGCGAAUUAUUGAAGGGCAUCAUGCAAACGAAGAAUCUGCUAAUGGCCCUCGCAAGAUACGCUUGGGUUACAUGGGCCACCUCAACCUGAUUGCGGAGGAGACUGUCAAGCUCCUUGAGCGCUACCCACAAGAAAUUGCGAAGGCCGUGGAAAGCACCAUGCCGCAGCCAGAAUGGCAUGAGCUGCUUCAAACGCUCCAGAUCAAUCGUCAGAAAGAGUCUGGGCCGCUCGCCGGCGGCAGACCCUCAAUCGGCGCAUCUAUCACAGGAAUUGGCUUUGUAACAAAUGGCGAGACAGCUGGCAGCGCCGAGGAGAAUACGUUUGCUAGUUAUUUGUCUUCUCAAAUCGGGAAUCAAUCGGACGAUGACGACUCCGACGAGGACUCUGGCUGGAUCGGAGCGCGCGUUGGGCGCUCCGGUCAUGCAGAUGCUGAAGGGUUUGACGACAGCUUCCAACCCAUUGCCCAUACUGGUGGCGACAAUGACUUCGAUGACGAUUGGGGCCCCUUUGCUGGAUCCUCGGAUCCACCGACUGCCGAGUCAUCAAAUCCAUUCGCUCAAAAUUUGACGUCCGCAGACUGGGCUGCACAAUUUCAUCGCGAGGCUUCAUCUGCAGCUUUUGACGACCCAGAUGCGCAGGCAAAUAGCGACUCAGCCUCACCAUCGUCACGCGACAAUGACGACCCCUUCGUCGAUUUUUUUGAUCCAGAAUUCCGGAACAAAGAUCUUAUCAUCAGUCCGCCAGCAGGGAACGUCGUCGCAGAGCGUGCUCGACGGCGAUCGUCUGCCUCGUCAGGAAGCUCUGAUCCAUCCGCAGCCCAAGCGGUUCACGCAGAAGAGCCAUUCGGGCCAGGCGUGAAUGCUACGAAGACAGAGACAACGGACGAUGGACGCCUUGUACGUACCAUUGAUGACGGAGUCGGAGGCCAGAUUCAGGUGGCAGUGCCUCUAGAUGACGUCGCUCUAGCGGUGGCGAGCGAGGCGGCCCAACGCGAGGAUGCGAGCAUCCCCAAGCCCGCCGCAGAAGAUGGCGAAAGUGCAAAGGCGGCCUCGAGUGAGGACAUCGCACUCUCAUAGAUGCGUUGCUCGCUCAAUGCGCAUCUUUCAGUACCCUUAGAAUACAUAUACACGAUGCGCGUGCUUGCAAAAUGCGAAUCCAAGGGGGAGCUGCUUGCAUUUCCAAAGCGCAGUAACUCAAAAUGCGGUGUUCCAAUAUGUCUGCUCUUCCGCGGUUGAAGGCAGCUUCUCACGUCUAAGCAUUACACCGCUGACGUUGGGGAAAGUGGAUGCUUGACUGAGCCGGUCCGCAUAGGCGAAUGCAUCAGACGACAUCGAUUGUCUUUCAUCCGCCGAGGAUGUUGCACUCGCGCGAGAUGAGAUUGAAGCUCUGUGCAUUUCAUUGGCGGACACAGAAUGAAUGCUGCUGACCGAGCCGGACCAGGCAUGGCCAGGCGCUGUUGCAUAAGAUGCCAUCGUCUGCGCUCUGCCACGCCCU